Zophobas morio is the source of this 1333-nucleotide messenger RNA. RefSeq names its product flavin reductase (NADPH). Bases 250 to 858 code for a protein of 202 amino acids. Gene Ontology annotation, molecular function: riboflavin reductase (NADPH) activity; biliverdin reductase [NAD(P)H] activity. The record is from RefSeq and is a predicted model, not a curated record. The transcript is spliced from 3 exons. NCBI's taxonomy places the organism in Eukaryota, Metazoa, Arthropoda, Insecta, Coleoptera, Tenebrionidae.
CAAGUUGAAAUGUUAAUACAUAGAUGGACAUACUGUGCUGCAUACUAUUUCGUAGUAAAUAAGCCUACUGGGAUGCGUGUUUUAUUCAACAAAUUGGAGCGGCUUGUUUCCACACCUUACUUCUACCACCGUGCUCAAAAUUGAAGUGAUUAAUAAAUCGGCACAGAAGUGCACGUCAUUUGAACCGCUUUGAACAAUUGUAUCACUGCCAACGAUAAAUAUUUUUUUACAAUUCAUCCGAAUUCCAGAAUGGAAAAAGUUGUAAUUUUUGGGUCAACGGGAAUGACCGGCCUUUGUGCAGUCGAAGCAGCACUCAAAAAAGGCCUCCAAGUCAGAGCUUUUGUGAGAGACCCCGCAAAACUUCCUACAAACUUGCAGAACAACGUGGAAGUCGUUCAAGGUGAUGUUUUAAACUACAGUGAUGUUUCUAAAGCCAUACAAGGGGUUAACGGCGUUGUCGUUGUUCUGGGAACACGCAAUGAUUUAAAACCCACAACAGUACUGAGUGAAGGUCUGAAAAAUAUCAUAAAAGCCAUGAAGGAAUCAAAUGUAGAGAUUGUAUCAGUAUGUUUGUCUGCAUUUUUAUUUCUGGAUUCAGACAAAGUACCUGUGAUGUUUAGAGACAUUAAUGCUGAGCAUCAAAGGCAGUUUGAUUUGAUAAAAGAAUCAGAUUUAAAGUACAUUGCAAUUUUGCCGCCACAUAUUGCUGAUCAACCGGGUUCUGACUAUGAAGUUAAACAUGAUGCAACUCCUGGACGACGCGUUAUCUCGAAACAUGAUCUUGGGAGAUUUUUGGUUGAUUGUCUUUUACAGCCAGAACACUUUGGUAAAAUAUGUGGUAUAAGUACAAAGGAUUAGUUCCUUGGAGGUAAUUAUGGCGGCGUUGUAAAGUGGGACCAUAGGAAUAAAAAAACAACACAAAGUGAUAGUCAUUGCCAAUUAUAUAAUCUUAAGUUUAUUGACGCAUGAUAAAAACUGAUAGGUUUGUGAUUCACAGCGUUAUCAGUGUUAAAAGUAUUUUUAUUUCCUUUUUAAAAAAAAAUAUUUGCACUUCAUUUAUGGCAGUAAUCGCAUUUUUUUUUAUAUAAUUUGUACUAUGUUAGUUCUUUCUUCAUGUACGUUUUGUGUUUAUUGUUAACUUGAAAUGAAGGCAUGGGAGGUGGUUUUGGUACACCAUGCCUACUAUUGUUACAGUCAUUCAUAAUUUUAUGGUUUGUGGUGCUAGUUGGUGUGUAGUUUCCAUAUAUAGAGAUAGGUUGACAUUCCAUAUAUCCCAGUUUACUAUAAAAUCCUUCUUGUCCUUUUGUUGAUAAAUAAAUUGUUUUUAAUUGCA